Molecule: messenger RNA, 1904 nt
Organism: Arabidopsis thaliana (thale cress)
Lineage: Eukaryota; Viridiplantae; Streptophyta; Magnoliopsida; Brassicales; Brassicaceae
Product: Nucleotide-diphospho-sugar transferases superfamily protein
Exons: 1
Coding region: 666-1655 (329 amino acids)
Cellular component (GO): membrane
Molecular function (GO): glycosyltransferase activity
Source: RefSeq, marked reviewed
GAAAUCUCAAAGAUUAGUUUAUUAAUUAGACAGUGUACCUAUGACUUUGCUUAAAAUAAACGACCAACUUGUUUCUGUGCUUUGUCAUCGAGUUAAAUGACACACAUGUUUUGUCGGUAUAAGUGUGUUGUGCUGUGCUGGCCUUAUAACUAAACUAGACACUACGUAUAUAGUAGUAGCCUCUCACCUAUCUCACCCGUUUUGUUAGUUAAAUGUUUUUCUUUUACGCCAUAAGCCGUAACAUACCAAGAAAGAUGUAUGGGCUACGUUUGUUUUUCAAACUCUAUUGGGCUUUGCUUGUAUUUCAAACUAUAUUGGGCUUAGUUACAUAAUUCUUAUAGGGCUUUAUUAGUGAAAACCCACCCACUUGCAUUUAUGAUUCACUUUAGCUUCAUGUGACUAUGUGAGCCGUUAAUUAGCCUCUAACCGCCGAAGAUGAUGGUCAACUCCAACUAGUCAAUCGGAAUUCCAAAUCUCUAGACGGAGAUUCUGAUGCCGGAAUGCCAUCAGCUUCCGAGGUAAUUUUCUCUUUGCCUGUUUGUUGACAUAGACACACGCACGCUUAUAGGAAACGAAAUUGCGAUCCAUCCUCGAAUGCUACAUCCAUCGCUCUUCUCUGUUUUAUCGAUCAAAUCGGAACUAACUGAUAGGAUAGUUAGGCUGAUAUGGGAGUCAAAUCGGUGAGGUUCUCUAUCUGGUUCCUUUUCGUUGUUACGGAUCUCGUGUUUUGUCGCACGCUCUCAGGGGAUCCAGAUCCAUGUGAUGCAACGAACCAGAGAGAAUUUCAAAAACUCAGAUCGGAUCAGAUCACCGUUCUAAUCAAUGGUUACUCAGAAUACCGGAUUCCUCUUCUGCAAACCAUCGUGGCCUCUUAUUCUUCAUCCUCGAUCGUAUCCUCCAUCUUAGUCCUAUGGGGUAACCCUAGCACACCUGAUCAACUACUUGACCAGUUGUAUCAGAAUCUGACUCAGUAUUCGCCUGGUUCUGCUUCCAUCUCUCUAAUUCAGCAAUCUUCGAGCAGCCUCAACGCUAGAUUCCUCCCUCGUUCCUCUGUAGACACUCGUGCUGUUUUGAUAUGUGAUGAUGACGUCGAGAUUGACCAGAGAUCGUUGGAGUUUGCGUUUUCAGUGUGGAAGUCGAAUCCUGAUCGCCUUGUAGGAACGUUUGUGAGGUCACACGGUUUCGAUUUGCAGGGGAAAGAGUGGAUAUACACUGUUCAUCCAGAUAAAUACUCGAUUGUGUUGACCAAGUUCAUGAUGAUGAAACAGGAUUAUCUGUUUGAGUAUAGCUGCAAGGGAGGUGUGGAGAUGGAGGAGAUGAGGAUGAUUGUGGACCAAAUGCGUAACUGCGAGGAUAUACUGAUGAAUUUUGUAGCUGCAGAUAGGUUAAGGGCAGGGCCAAUCAUGGUUGGAGCUGAGAGAGUUAGGGAUUGGGGAGAUGCGCGUAACGAAGAAGUAGAAGAGAGAGUAAGAGACGUGGGAUUGAGCAGUAGAAGAGUGGAACAUAGGAAGAGAAGAGGGAAUUGCAUUAGGGAGUUUCAUAGAGUUAUGGGGAAGAUGCCAUUGAUGUAUAGUUAUGGUAAAGUUGUCAACUCUGUUGGGGAACAAGGAUUGUGUCGUAAAGCCGGCAAACUUGUCUUUUGUGAUCGAGAUUGACCGUUUUUUUUUUGUGUGUGUGUCAAAAUAUCGACACUAAUAGGAUGUGUAAGCUCAUCAUCGUGUAAUAGAAAUUGGCAACUAGCAGCAAGUUAACAACAUGGAAACCAAGUUUUGAACCAAGCAGUAAAAAGUGUAAAUUUGAGUUUCGCUAAAAGAAGAAGCUGGGCUUCGAGAAUAUUGUCCGUUUGUAUUGUAAAUGGGCCUUACAAACUAUACAGGCCGCAUUAACAAAAUGGAAUUUCAAAU